This is a messenger RNA of Arabidopsis arenosa, 536 nucleotides long. The record is from the annotation of a GenBank genome assembly. Lineage: Eukaryota; Viridiplantae; Streptophyta; Magnoliopsida; Brassicales; Brassicaceae.
AUUGUCUCAAUCUUGAGUCUGAAUCUCGGUGAUGGAAAAGAGUGUGAACAUGUUUGGGAAAAGCGAGUCCCCGAGAUCACCGACUAGGCUGCAGAGGCAAGCUCCCUCAGCUCUGAAUCUUGACCGUGUUCCCGAGAAUCCCUUUGUGCAGCAGUCUUGUGAUGCAGUUGCAGGUGCAGCUAUUCCUCUGCUUUCACCUCUCUUUGUGUCUCCAAAUUCGCACUCUUCUCACUCUAAACAAGGGCACAUAAAUCCAAAUCCACACGCUUCUCCCUCUAGAGAAGGGCACGAUUUUACGUUUCCGGCGAGUAAUAGUGAGAAGAACGGAUCUCAGCCUUCAAUGGACCACAAGGAAGGGUGGCAGCAUUCGGCUAAGGCCGACCAUACUGACCAGAUGAGUCUCUUGAAUAUGUUUCAGACCAAGUUCCUGCUUGUAGAUCAUUCACAGUGAGGGUUUUAGCAUUUAUGAUGGUCUCUUGAUGUUUUUCUUGCUUAACCCAUUUCUCAAGAUGCUGUAAUAAGAUAUUAGCUAGAAA